Messenger RNA from Morus notabilis, 1090 nucleotides. RefSeq lists its product as uncharacterized. The transcript has 2 exons. The record is from RefSeq and is a predicted model, not a curated record. Lineage: Eukaryota; Viridiplantae; Streptophyta; Magnoliopsida; Rosales; Moraceae. The coding region runs from base 185 to 904 and encodes 239 amino acids.
GAGUGACAGCACUCGUCAUACAUACAGCAUGCAGUAACUAUAUAUCAAGACUAGUAGUUGAGAAACAAACUAAGCAAGGAGAGAGACGGGGGGAGAGAGAGAGAGAGAGAGAGAGAGAGAGAGAGAGAGAGAGAGAGAGAGAGAGAGAAGAGAGAGCUAGGUUAUAAUAAAGAAAGAUAUACAUAUGGAGUGGAGGCCAUGUUAUUUGGAUGUGAUACUCGUUCCUUUAGGGUUCUUAAUAGUGGCUGGUUAUCAUGUGUGGUUAUGGCACAAGGUUAGGACUCAGCCUGAAAGCACCAUCAUCGGAAUCAAUGCAAACGGACGUCGUUUUUGGGUCUCCGCCAUUGUCAAGGAUAAUGAGAAGAAAAACAUUCUGGCGGUGCAAACCCUUAGGAACACAAUCAUGGGAUCAACGUUGAUGGCCACGACAUCCAUACUUCUAUGCUCAGGACUGGCAGCCGUUAUAAGCAGCACGUACAGCGUGAAGAAGCCACUAAACGACACCGUUUAUGGGGCCCACGGGGACUUCAUGGUGGCCCUCAAGUACGUGACUCUCCUCACAAUAUUCCUAUUCUCCUUCCUGUGCCACUCCCUCUCCAUCCGCUUCAUCAACCAGGUCAACAUCCUAAUCAACAGCCCACAAGACGACACGUCGUUAGUCACCACCGCCUACAUCGCCGAGCUUUUGGAGAAGGGCUACCUCCUCAACACCAUCGGAAACCGCCUCUUCUACGCCGCCCUACCGCUCCUGCUUUGGAUCUUCGGCCCGGUCCUCGUCUUCCUAUGCUCCCUCACCAUGGUCCCGGUGCUCUACAACUUGGACUUUGUGUUCAAUGGGAGUGGUGGUGGUGAGAGGAAGGAGAAAGUUGUCAACGGAAGUGAUCAAGUUGGAGAGUUUGUAUGAAAAAUAAGAAACUUGAUCAUCAAGUAGUGCUAGUACUACUCUAGUACUUGUGUCAUCAUGAGUACUACUACAAAUAUAUUGGUCCAAUUUGUCCAAUUGGAUCAUGUGGUACUCAUUUUGUUGUUUUGUAAGUAGUGGUUUACAAGGAUAUGAUGAUUUGAAGAUCUUGAAUGAUAGAUCACCUCU